UCUACUUUAGUCAAUCCUCUUUGGGUAAAAGUGUCGCAGUGGUUUUGUGAAUAGCAAAAGUCCACAUUUUUCAUUAUUUAUCGUUAUUAAACCUAAUCCACAGCCAAAAUGAAACCCCUGAUGUUGCACGGGCACGAGCGUGCCAUAACAAAAAUCAAAUACAACAGAGAGGGUGACCUGAUCUUUUCGGCGAGUAAAGAUAAAAAUCCAAAUGUCUGGUGGUCCCUGAAUGGCGAGCGUCUAGGUACAUUUAAUGGCCACAACGGUUCAAUCUGGUGUAUUGACGUCAAUUGGGACACCUCGCGUUUCAUGUCUGGCUCCGGGGACAACACCCUGAGAAUUUGGGACUGUCAGACCGGCAAAGAAAUUGGUCAGCUGCCGACCAACAGUUCAGUGAGAACCUGUAACUUCAGUUAUUCUGCAAACACAGCUGUCUACUCCACUGAUAAGGCCCUUGGGCAUCAAUGCGAAAUGUUCAUCAUCGACACCAGGACAGUCGAUCCCAUCCUCUCCCAGGAAGACGCCAUCCGAAGGAUCCCAAUUAAUGGACCACGUAUCUCAGCCAUUCUCUGGGGUGCUCUCGAUGAAACUAUCAUUACUGGACACGAGGAUGGCGAAAUCAACAUCUGGGACGUUAGGACUGGGAAGAUAUUGACGAGCGCCAAAGGUCACAGAUCACAAAUAAAUGACAUGCAGUUCAAUAAAGAUGGAACAAUGUUCGUAACCGCCUCGAAAGAUCACACAGCUAAGCUGUUCGACAGUGAGCAGCUUGUUCACCUUAAAACGUAUAAAACCGAGCGCCCAGUUAACUCGGCUACGAUAUCUCCUAUUUUUGAUCACGUGGUACUUGGAGGAGGUCAAGAUGCCAUGGACGUCACCACGACGUCAGCUCGUCAGGGGAAAUUCGACGCUCGUUUCUUCCAUAUGGUUUUCGAAGAGGAAUUUGCUCGGCUUAAGGGCCAUUUUGGACCAAUCAAUUCCCUCGCGUUUCAUCCCAAUGGGAAAAGUUUCUCAAGUGGCGGUGAAGACGGUUAUGUGCGUAUCAAUACGUUCGAUCAAUCUUAUUUCGAUUUUCAUUUUGAAUAUUGAAAUGUUGAUCCUGUGUCGAAUUCACGAGUGAAUGGCUAAAUCGAUCUUUUCUUUCCAAUAAUGAUCUAUUCAUUUAUUCAUCUUGAAACGAUUGGAUUCACCAAAAAAUAUCUUUUCGUUGGAAAGAAUUCAACUGUCCAACACAAAUCGCAACAUUUUUGUCUAAAAUCCACUGGUUAUCGAGAUAAUUUGGCAGUGACUUUUGGAUAGUCUCCAUUCAUUGAUGGAUUUUAUAUCCUCCCACGAAUUCUCAAAACGGAAAAAAAUUGUGAACCGCAAUAAUUCUGUAAUCUACAUGCGAUCAUUUGUAUUAAUAAAAUUAUGUUAAAUACAA
Fopius arisanus is the source of this 1423-nucleotide messenger RNA. RefSeq names its product eukaryotic translation initiation factor 3 subunit i (gene eIF3i). The coding region runs from base 109 to 1089 and encodes 326 amino acids. The record is from RefSeq and is a predicted model, not a curated record. Gene Ontology annotation, molecular function: translation initiation factor activity; RNA binding; protein binding. Gene Ontology annotation, cellular component: eukaryotic translation initiation factor 3 complex, eIF3m; cytoplasm. The transcript is spliced from 4 exons. Gene Ontology annotation, biological process: cytoplasmic translational initiation. Lineage: Eukaryota; Metazoa; Arthropoda; Insecta; Hymenoptera; Braconidae.